AAACUUUUUACCAGUUUUGGUGGAAAGCAGUUUAGUUAUCACAAGAUCAACAGUCGAAAAUAAAGUGACUUUUGUCAAAAAAGUAAAGUGACUUACUGAUUUUAUAUCUUCGGGGUACAAAAACAUAUAGGUUAAAAGUCACCAAAAGUAUGCAACGUAUUAGUUGGAUUUGAAUCGGAUGGUCCAUAUAAAGGGGAGAAAGAAGAAUCUGGGUGUCCUCUUUGGUCCACAUAUAAGCAACGUCCAAUUGAACGCAUACUGAUGUACUAAUCAAAUAGAUGCACAUGUUCACGCAAGCGACACAUAUACUUGUCUCUAUUAGAUCCACUGGCUCAAAAAAAAAUUCACAAUAUUACUCCACAAGACUCAUAUAUGGAUUUGUAAACAUGAUUGUUAGAUAUCCAUAUAUGAAGUGAGAUGGCAUCUAGAAUAAUAUGCAAAAUAUAUGAUACGGUUUUAGGUCCAAAUAUAGUCAUCUGAUGAUUGUAGUUUGUUCAUUUUCAGAAAACAUAUCAGUGCUUAUUUUUCUGUGGGAAGUUAUUGUAUAGAAUUUGUGGGUAUAGUAGCUAGCUCUAGGUUUAGUCAGAUUGAAAUAGUUAGGUUUACUAAUUAAAGCGUUAAAAGCUGCAAUCAAUCAUGCUCGUAUCACAAUCCAAACUAUAAUAAAAUCAAACCUGCAAAAAUGGUGAAUAUGACUAAAUCUAUUUUUGUUAGGUUAGAUUUCGAUGUAGUUCGCUUAAUCGUGAAACCAUAUCAACUAAGAGUUGUAAACUUGUAAUCUCUAAUGUGUCGACUGUUUUGAAAAGUUCAUUAGUAGCUAAAUAUCAGUUUCGCUUUUCAAGCAUCAAGAGUUUGUUUUUGUGCAGGCCUCGAUGGGCCUAAAUCAUGGUUCCAUCACAGCCCAUUUCAGAGGCGGCUGAUAACUGAUAAUUGAUUGAGAGAAAGUCUGUUACCGGAAACAACGGACGGUCCCAUGUUCUCUAUGUUCGGUUUCGUACGCCGAGUACGUCUGCUUCUGAUUAUGUCAUCUCACAUAUCUUUUCUUCCUUACUAUUUAUUUAGUUAUACCCAAGUAACUUAUGAGAUAAAUACACUAACAAUCUAUAUUAAAUAUAUAUAUAUACGCUAACAAAAAAAAGCAAAUACAUUAACAAAGAAAAAUUUAAGAAUCUAUAUGAUUGAUUCAAGUGUGCAACAAACUUCAUUUCUUUUAUUCGUAAUUACUCUAACGUUGAGCUUAAGACUGAUACGAUAAUUCAGGAUUAAAAUAAAGUGAAAUUCAAUUGUAGAUUGAAACGAAAGGGUCCAUGUCGUAUAAGCCGUUAGGAUAGUUAAGCGCCAAACAGAAUUGCAUGUGAGUUUUUUUCAUCAUACAUAACUUUAUAAACGGAAUUCCUGGAAAAUAAGACUGAUGUUAUUACGUAAGCUUCUUCGCUCAUAAGAGAAGUGAUACUACUUAUGCACUGGUGAACUCCCUAUAUAAGUAACGUCUUGAACGAACUAGCAACAUAUCACUCAACUUACUUUUCCACUUCUUUCCUCACAAUCUUUUUCCCCAGCAAAAUAAUGAAUUUUACCGAAUAUGCUCGUGUUUUAGUUAUUUCACUAUGCACCCUCAACUUCUGCUUCUACCGCAUAAACUCCUACGACAACGGGGGCUGGGAGAGGGGUCACGCCACUUUCUAUGGCGGAGCUGAUGCAUCCGGCACUAUGGGAGGUGCGUGUGGGUACGGUAACUUGUACAGCCAAGGCUAUGGACUACAAACCGCAGCGCUGAGCACGGCUUUGUUCAGAAGCGGUCAGAGGUGUGGGGCCUGUUUUGAGCUACGUUGUGUGGACGAUCCUCAGUGGUGCCUCGCUGGUUCCAUCAUCGUCUCGGCUACAAACUUCUGUCCACCAAACUAUGCCUUAGCCAACGAUAAUGGUGGUUGGUGCAACCCUCCCCUUCAGCACUUUGACUUGGCCCAGCCUGCCUUUCUCCAGAUCGCUCAGUACCGAGCUGGGAUCGUUCCCGUCGCAUUCAGGAGGGUUCCAUGUGAGAAACCUGGAGGGAUAAGGUUUACUAUAAACGGGAACUCGUACUUUGAUCUGGUGCUGAUCACAAACGUGGGUGGUGCUGGAGAUGUUAUGUCCGUAGCUUUGAAAGGAUCAAAGACUAAUAAGUGGCAAUCCAUGUCGAGAAACUGGGGACAAAACUGGCAAAGCAACAGUUACCUCAGAGGCCAAAGCCUCUCUUUUCAAGUCACUACGAGCGAUGGUAGGAGUGUUGUGAGCUACGAUGUUGUGCCUAAGGAUUGGCAGUUUGGUCAAACUUUUGAAGGAGGACAAUUCUAGAUUCCGUAUGAAGAGAAAAAUAAUAGAUAUAUACACACAAGAAGAAUCAAAUGAU
Messenger RNA from Brassica rapa (field mustard), 2389 nucleotides. RefSeq names its product expansin-A2. Gene Ontology annotation, biological process: plant-type cell wall organization. The record is from RefSeq and is a predicted model, not a curated record. Gene Ontology annotation, cellular component: extracellular region. Lineage: Eukaryota; Viridiplantae; Streptophyta; Magnoliopsida; Brassicales; Brassicaceae.